AAGUUACAAUUAAAUUAAUCUUACCUGAGGAUUAGAUUAAGAUUAUGAUAAAAGUUAAUCUUAAUCACCAUAAUUUCAUCAAAAUCCAAGUUCGAACUUAAUUUCAAUCUAAUCUUCAGGUAAGAUGCUCUUUUCUCAACGCUGAUAUAUUGUCAGAAUCGUGAUGAUUAUGACAUCAACAAUUUAAUUAGCAACUAAUUAGAAACAAAAAUCUAAAUUGAUUGUCAAUCUGAAUUCUGUUACUAUGUAAUGAUGAAUGAUUUAACUUUACGAUCACAUGUUUAGUUCAUACAAUCAACUCAUGAUCACAUAAAUUAAACUUUAAAUGGUUAACAAUUAGUUAAAUUGUUAAUCAUUUUCAGGUGAUUACAUUUGACUUGAAAUUAUUAUCCUGGUAAUGGUAAUAACAAUUAACAAGAAUUGAUGAGAAAAGUUUAUGUUUAAUAUCAGGUGAAUGAGAAAAGCUGAAAAACAAGUUUACUUUUGAUCAUCUUUUCCAACAACAAUCAACAAUCAACAAUCAACAAACCAUUGAAAGUGUAAAGGUUUGAUUGAGAGAAAAGAAAGAGAAAAAAAGAAAGAGCAAGACAAGAAAAGAAAGAAAAGAAAGAGGUUGAACCAGAUCUUCUUCGGGAACAUAUGAGUUGCAAUUGGAAUUGGACCUUGGUAACAAAUAUCUUUUUUCUUCUCCUUUUAAAUUGUUAUUCUUUUUCCCUGAUGAUUUAAUCAACAAUUAACUUGUUCCUCUAACCAGUUGAAUUAAUAUCAAUCCAGUGUGACAACCAGAAAUCAACAAUUUCCAACGUCAUCAUCACUAAUCAUCAUCAUCUUUUUGUGAAUCAUUUGUUUUCUCAUUGUUUCUGUUUACAUUUGGUUAUCCUAAUUGCGACCAUGACUUAUACCGAGGAACCAGCAACAACCAUUGAACAAUCAACUGUAACACCAAUUAAAUUGAUUGAUAAGAUAGUUAAUUAUCGCAGUGAACAUGGUAAACCCUUUUUCUCAUUGGAAUUUUUUCCACCACGAAAAGAAACUGAAUUAAAUUCAUUCUGGCCUCUAUUGGAUAAUCUCAAGAAAGGUAAUCCUUUAUUCGUGGACAUCACUUGGCAUUUACGAACUUCAAUCGACCCAGAUAAUUGUUAUUCCAGUUUAGCAAUUGCAAAUUCAAUAAUUAAACGUUUCAAUGAUGAAACAAUUCUACACUUAACUUGUUCACAAUACGAUUUAAUCACCAUGGAAUCGAUUCUUAAUACAGCUAAAUCAUUAGGGAUUAAAAAUAUACUCGCUUUAAGAGGAGAUAAACCAACACAGGAAAAGGAAGAGGAAAAAAUUGAAGAGAAACAAUUAGUUAACCUAAUCAACGGCGAUUCUAAUGAUUAUCUAAGUCAAAGAAAAUCUGGUGAACAAUUAACUCCAGAAAUAAAUCCAAAUUCAACAGCACAAUCACCAUCAUCAACAACAAUCAGUAAUGAUGUCAAGAUUGAUCAACCAUUGGUCAACAAUGAAUCAGUUGAUAAAUUUACUUGUGCUCUUGAUUUAGUUAAAUUCAUCAGGGAAAAAUUUAAUGAUUACUUUACCCUUGGUGUUGCUGGUUAUCCUAUGGGACAUCCUGAUGCUAAAUCAUAUCAAGAUGAUUUAAAUUAUUUGAAGGCAAAAGUUGACGCUGGUUCUGAUUUCAUCAUUACACAAUUAUCGUUCUCAGCUGAUGAAUAUAUCAACUUCAUUAAGGAUUGUCGGAAAAUCGGGAUUAAGGUUCCAAUUAUACCGGGAAUUUUCCCGAUUCAGACCAAAGUUUCGCUUCGUAACAUCGCAAAAUUAACUCAAGUUGAACCAUCAGAGGAUAUUAAAAGUGCCUUCGACUCUUGUUCGGGAAACUCUGAACAGCUAAGACAAUUUGGCCUCGAACAAGCGGUUGAUCUUUGUCGAAAGGUGAUCGAUUCUGGCCUGGAUGUACCUGGUUUCCAUUUCUAUUCACUUAAUCGUGAUGUUAAUUUAACUGAUAUUCUCAAGCAACUUGAUCUAUGGAAUCAACGAUCUGAUGAUGAAUUAACGAUCCAAACUCAAGAAAACAAUUUACCGAAGGUUAAUUGUCAAUCUGUUGACAAUUUACCGGUCGAAUUGGUCAUCUCUCAAUAAUCAAUUUCUAAUCAAUAACAAUAAUAGUGAUCAAUUGAUUUGCUACUGAAUAACAAUGGAAAAGGUUCUAGAAUAAUUAAUGACAAUUGGACAGAAUUUGUUUACAAUUAACUCAAAUUGGACAGUCAAACGUAUCAACUGAUUUCUAUUUGUUAAUCAUCUACAAUUAUACUUUAUUCAUUCAUGACAAUUUAUCAUUAAUCAACUAAUCUCAUUCAUCAAUGAUGAAAAUGUUUUAAUUACUCUUAAUCAAUUUCUUACAAUACAAUUAAUAUAAUUGGGCUUGGUUAAUCAUCAUCUCUCAACUUGAUGACCAAGAUAAUCCUGUUAACCAUUAUGAUGAUUAAUCUCAAUGAUUUAAAUAAUCUCAUUCUUAUUAUAAAUUAUAAUCUCGUAACAAUUAAAUAUCUUUUUUGAUUUCCAAUUAUAAUUUAAUCAAUUGACUGGAGAAUCAAUGGAAAUUUUUAAAUUCUAAUUGAACAUAUCUCUUGAUAACAAUUAACCAAUUACUAAAUUACUAAUCUAUAUUUUAUGUACUCACUAAUCACUGAUUUGUGUUAAUAUAACAAUUUGUAACAAUUAAAUUAAUUUAUUAUCUUCUAA
Panonychus citri (citrus red mite) is the source of this 2739-nucleotide messenger RNA. RefSeq names its product methylenetetrahydrofolate reductase (NADPH)-like. Gene Ontology annotation, biological process: tetrahydrofolate interconversion. The coding region runs from base 892 to 2136 and encodes 414 amino acids. Lineage: Eukaryota; Metazoa; Arthropoda; Arachnida; Trombidiformes; Tetranychidae. Gene Ontology annotation, cellular component: cytosol. The transcript has a single exon. Gene Ontology annotation, molecular function: methylenetetrahydrofolate reductase [NAD(P)H] activity; FAD binding. The record is from RefSeq and is a predicted model, not a curated record.